Messenger RNA from Alosa sapidissima (American shad), 1287 nucleotides. Its product is annotated as interferon beta-like. Lineage: Eukaryota; Metazoa; Chordata; Actinopteri; Clupeiformes; Clupeidae. Gene Ontology annotation, molecular function: cytokine receptor binding. Gene Ontology annotation, biological process: defense response. The record is from RefSeq and is a predicted model, not a curated record. Gene Ontology annotation, cellular component: extracellular region. The coding region runs from base 603 to 1034 and encodes 143 amino acids. The transcript is spliced from 6 exons.
CAAAGAAUGAACAAUUGGGGUCGUCCCAUAGAAAUUAUAUUUAACCAACCGGCCACUUUGGUAUUUCAAUAUGGUUUUCCCAUAGUAAGUGGUUGGAUAAUGCGACUACGGUCAUGAAAAUGACAGGAGACAAAAUACCUGGUUUCCUGGUUUUCACCACGAGUCGCGGCCAAAAGGUAAUGCGUAGGCUAUUGGUCAGUUCUUGCAUUCUCAGUUAACUGACUAUUAAGACGAAAGCAAUGACUUACAAUUUCGUUUCAUUUGCCAGAGUUUCUUUUAGGCCUACAUUAUGGUCACUUGGUCUGCGGAAAUUACAAUUAAUUGAAUUAAUUAAUGUAAUUUAAUAGUAAUUUAAUAGUUUCAGCUAAAUCUCUCAGCAUCCCAUCCAGUUCGUGGGGACAUGGGUAGCACACAUCCAUGCAGGCUUCAGGAAUGCUGCUCUGUAGGCUACCUGCUGCUGCUGCUACUCCUACGCUCCUGUAGAAAGGCAUUACCUCACCUCUGUUGUUUGCUCAAAUCAGGGAAAAGUUGUCAUCUUUCUUUCAGUUUCCUGUUGUCAAUUCCUCAGCGCCCAACCACAGAAACAAUGGGUCCGUCGCACAAUGAGCGAGCUAGAGAAACUGAAAUACCAGGGAAAAGAACUAGAAAGAUGUUCAGAGUCAAUGGCUGAGAAGAAUAUUUCAGUGAUUCCCCACCUCGAAAAGCAAAACGAUCGUAUAAUAAAAUUGACAUUUGACCUGGCAUCAAACCUCUUCCAAAAAAACGUGACCAAUUCCAAAUGGGACACUAAAGUGUUGCAGGCUGUGCUGGAACUUCUUCGCCCGGAGCACACUGGCAUUUCUGAUCCAAGUCCACCCAUAGACCUUAUUAAGGGGGUCCAUGCCCAUUUUACGCAACUUGAGGAUCUUCUCUCACAUGAGAACUUCAGUAUGUGUGCCUGGGAGACGGUGCGGAUGCAGGUGAGGAUCACACUGCACAGAUUCCUCAUUCGUCUCCGCCAGCUCCGAGCCCGAAACCAGGGAAAGAAGGAAUAGAGGCUGGACUACUUCUCUCAUGGAUGUGGAAAAUCGCGUGUGUGGUUUAUUCCUUAAACUUACAUUUGAUAUUGUUUUUCCCCCAAGAGGACCACAACAAAAAUCAACUGUUGCGACCAAAAGUCAAUAUUAGCCUGCCAGGUUUUCCUUUGCCUAUGUUUGGUCGUUCCUUUCUCUGAAUUCAAACUGUACAAAUGAGUUUGUUUUAUGUAGUCUUUAUAUUAAUUUAAUAUUUAUUAUUUAAAAUGGCAUA